Molecule: messenger RNA, 1930 nt
Organism: Carlito syrichta (Philippine tarsier)
Lineage: Eukaryota; Metazoa; Chordata; Mammalia; Primates; Tarsiidae
Gene: LPCAT2
Product: lysophosphatidylcholine acyltransferase 2
Exons: 14
Coding region: 156-1790 (544 amino acids)
Cellular component (GO): endoplasmic reticulum
Molecular function (GO): calcium ion binding; 1-acylglycerophosphocholine O-acyltransferase activity
Source: RefSeq, a predicted model, not a curated record
UAGGUAACUGCGGCGCCUGCGCGCAGAGGCCCCGAGCGGCGCCCCAGGCGGGGACUCCGGCGAGGCUCCGCUCCGGCGAGGCUCACCUCCGUCUCGGCUGCGGCGCUCGCCUGUGCUCUCCGUCGCCUGGGUCGGGUCCCGCGCCUGGCUCGGCGAUGAACCGGUGCGCCGAGGCGGCGGCGGUGGCAGCCACAGUGCCGGGCGCGGGCGUCGGGGGCGCGGCGCUGCGGCCGUCCAUGGUGCCUCGCCAGGCGUCCUUCUUCCAGCCGCCCGUGCCUAACCCCUUCGUGCAGCAGACGCACAUCGGCGUGGCGAGGCGGAUCCAGAUUUUCCUUCUUGGAAUUUUCCUGCUUCCAAUUCGUGUCUUAUUGGUUGCAUUAAUUUUAUUACUGGCAUGGCCAUUUGCUGUAAUUUCAACAGCAUUCUGUCCUGAAAAGCUGACCCACCCAAUAACUGGUUGGAGGAGGAAAAUUACUCAAACGGCUUUGAAGUUUCUGGGUCAUGCUAUGUUCUUUUCAAUGGGGUUUAUAGUUGCUGUGAAAGGAAAGAUUGCAGGUCCUUUGGAAGCACCAGUUUUUGUCGUUGCCCCCCAUUCAACAUUCUUUGAUGGAAUUGCCUGUAUUGUAGCUGGGCUACCUUCUAUGGUAUCUCGAAAUGAUAAUGCACAAGUUCCUCUGAUUGGCAGACUGUUACGGGCUGUGCAGCCAGUGUUGGUAUCCCGUGUAGAUCCAGAUUCCCGAAAAAGCAUAAUAAAUGAAAUAAUAAAGCGAGCAACAUCAGGAGGGGAGUGGCCUCAGAUACUAGUUUUCCCAGAAGGUACUUGUACUAAUCGUUCCUGUUUGAUUACUUUUAAACCAGGAGCCUUCAUUCCAGGAGUUCCAGUGCAGCCAAUUCUCCUCAGAUAUCCAAAUAAACUGGAUACUGUGACCUGGACAUGGCAAGGAUAUACAUUCAUUCAGCUUUGUGUGCUUACUUUCUGCCAGCCCUUCACUAAGGUAGAAGUUGAGUUUAUGCCUGUUCAAGUACCAAAUGAUGAAGAAAAAAAUGAUCCUGUCCUUUUUGCCAGUAGAGUCCGGAGUUUAAUGGCAGAAGCUCUAGGAAUACCAGUAACAGAUCAUACCUAUGAAGAUUGCAGAUUGAUGAUUUCAGCGGGACAGCUAACAUUGCCUAUGGAAGCUGGGUUGGUGGAGUUUACUAAAAUUAGCCGGAAAUUGAAAUUAGAUUGGGAUGGUGUUCGUAAACAUUUGGAUGAAUAUGCAUCUAUUGCAAGUUCCUCAAAAGGAGGAAGAAUUGGAAUUGAAGAAUUUGCAGAGUAUUUAAAGUUUCCUGUUUCAGAUGUCUUGAGACAACUUUUUGCACUCUUUGACAGGAAUCAUGAUGGCAGUAUCGACUUCCGAGAGUAUGUGAUUGGCCUGGCUGUCUUGUGCAACCCUGCCAACACAGAGGAGAUCAUCCAGGUGGCAUUUAAGCUCUUUGAUGUUGAUGAGGAUGGCUACAUAACAGAGGAAGAGUUUUCCACUAUUCUGCAGGCUUCUCUUGGAGUGCCUGACCUUGAUGUUUCUUGUCUCUUCAAGGAAAUAGCCCAAGGGGACUCUAUUUCCUACGAGGAAUUUAAAAGUUUCGCCUUAAAGCAUCCAGAAUAUGCUAAGAUAUUUACAACAUACCUAGACCUCCAGACGUGUCAUGUGUUUUCAUUACCAAAAGAAGUCCAGACAACUCCUUCCAUUGCAAGUAAUAAAGUCAGCCCUGAAAAGCAUGAAGAGAGUACCUCAGAUAAAAAAGAUGACUGAAAACAGUAUUCCCAAUAAGGAAAAUACAGUGGCUUUCACAGGAAAUUGUAAGGCAUUUACUGUUGGUAUUUUUUAUGUGUUUGUUGAGUAAUGGUGUUUAAAAUGGAAAGCUUUUUUAUAAAGAUGAUAGAUUUUCUUAC